AUGACCAACAAGAUGAAGAGAAUGUUGGUUCUUCUACUGAUCGUCCUGGAGGGAACUGGACAGACCUCACACUCCUGCAGCAGCAGCUGUUCGUCAAGCUGUUACUGCAUGAACAGAGGCCUCAGCAGUGUUCCUCAGAACCUGCGGACAAACAUCAGGAGGCUUCUUCUGUGGCAAAACGUCAUCACAACCUUAAGUCAGGCUGACUUCUCAAGGUACAGCAGACUGACAAGACUAGAGCUUCAAUCCAACCAGAUCUCCGUUAUCAAUAGCGGAGCGUUCUACAACUUAUCCGUGUUAUCUUAUCUGUACCUUAACUAUAACCAGUUAACCAGCAUUCGAGCUGACAUGUUUGUGGGGCUUGGUAACCUGGAGUAUCUUUACCUUGAGUACAACAACAUCAGCACCAUCGUAGCUGGCGCUUUUGUAAAUCUGCCACAGCUCCGCUAUUUUUACCUUCAUAACAACAACAUCCGCACCAUUGAAACUGAAGCUUUUGUAAAUAUGCCUCGCCUCACGGGAUUUUACCUUCAGUACAACAACAUCAGCACCAUCGUAGCUGGCGCUUUUUCAAAUCCGCCUCGCCUCUCGGGUCUUUACCUUCAGCACAACAGUAUGGAGACCCUACCAUCCAUGGUAUAUGACAUGGUGGCCUCCAUCUCAACAGUUGACAUCACUAACAACCCCUGGCAAUGCGACUACAGGAUGUGUCCCUUUAAGCAAAGAAUGACUGGGCGUUAUGCAUUCGAGAGCCAGAUCACCUGUGCCGGACCUGCUAACCUUACAGGAAAAAGCUUACUACACGACGUAAAUCCUGACGAUCUGAUCUGUGAAGAAACGACAACAGAAAUCUACUCCACACCAAGCAUCUCGUCUUCUGAUACAAACUUUCACUUAUCAACAAGUAUCUACACAACUACGCCUGAUGACGCUCACACUACUCCCUGUUCCUGCUCCCAGUCGGUCCUUAUCAGUGGGUUUGCAGGAGCAGCGAUCGGAACUCUCCUCACCUCUGCCGGUUUCCUGGCAUUCUUGUGUCGACACAGGAAGAAAACAAGUCCUGCCCCUGCUGAACUAAGUGUUACUUACAGCAGCAAGGACUCAGCUGCUACCGCGACAACCAGUGCGCAUGCGUCUGAUGACGUAGCCGACAAAACGCCCAACAAGAUGAAGAUGCUGCUGCUUCCUCUGCUGAUCAUCUUUGGGGAAACGGGGCAAACUUCAGCCUGCAGCAGCAGCUGUUCAUCACGCUGUGACUGUACCAGCAGAGGCCUCAGCAGUGUUCCUCAGGACCUGCCUACAAACAUCACUCACCUGUACCUGUUUAGCAACGUCAUCACAACCUUAAACCAGUCCGACUUCUCCAGGUACAGCAGCCUGACAAAAUUGCAUCUUGAUUCCAACCAGAUCUCCGUAAUCAACAGCGGGGCGUUCUACGACUUGGGCAGAUUAUAUUUUCUGGAACUUUACAGUAACCAGUUAACCAGCCUCCGAGCGGACAUGUUUGUGGGAUUAAGUGACCUUCAGAACCUUUACCUGUAUCACAACAGCCAGUUAACCAACCUCACAGCUGACAUGUUUGUGGGACUUGAUAAUCUGCAGACCCUUUAUCUGUCCUAUAAUGACAUCAGCAGCAUCGAACCAGAAACUUUCCACGUCACCCCACAGCUCCGUAGUCUUACCCUCCAUUCCAACUACAUAACAACAAUCGCAGCUGGCACGUUUGUGAAUCUGCACCAACUAGACAGAUUAACCCUACAUUCCAACACCAUCAGCACUAUAGAGGCUGAGGCAUUUGUAAAUUUGCCAGUACUCAGCACAUUGGAUCUAUCUCGGAACAACAUCAACGCUUUCCCCAUAGAGGCCUUGUAUAAUCUAAAUACUUCAGCGCUGUCAGAUCUUAGCAUGGACGACAACAGCAUGGAGACACUCCCACCCAUGGCGUAUGACAUACUGGCAAAUAUCUCAAAUGUUGACAUCACAAACAACCCCUGGCAGUGUGACUGCAGGAUGCUGCCCUUUAAGCAGAGGAUGACAGGUGUUUCAGAAUUUGAAGAACAGAUCAUCUGUGCCGGACCUGCUAACCUUGCAGGAAGAUUGUUAGAUUCUGUACAUCCUGACGACCUGAACUGUGAAGAGACAGGUACCUCGGUCUCUCCGGGUUCUACUGAUGGUACCUCUCCCUCGCCAGGUCCUGUCAGUGGUACCUCCCCCUCACCAGGUCCUGACAGUGGUAUCUCCCCCUCACCAGACCCUGACAGUGGUACCUCCCCCUCACCAGGUUAUGUUGAUGGCACCUCCUCCUCACCAGGUCCUGUCAGUGGUACCUCCCCCUCAGCAGGCCCUGUCAGUGAUACCUCCUCCUCACCAGGUUCUGUUGGUGGUACAUCACCCUCAACAGGUUCUGUUGAUGGUACCUCCCCCUCACUAGAUUCUGCUGAUGGUACCUCCCCCUCAGCAGGCCCUGUCCGUGGUACCUCUCCCUCAGCAGGCCCUGUCAGUGGUACCUCCCCCUCACCAGGUUCUGUUGGUGGUACCUCCCCCUCACCAGGUCCUGUCAGUGGUACCUCACUCUCACCUAGUUUUGUCAGUGGUACCUCCCCCUCACCAGGUUCUGUCAGUGGUACCUCGCCCUCACCAGGUUCUACUGAUGGUACUUCCCCCUCACCAGCUUCUACUGAUGGUACCUCCCCCUCGCCAGGUUCUACUGAUGGUACCUCCCCCUCGCCAAGUUCUACUGAUGGUACCUCCCCCUCGCUAGGUUCUGCUGAUGGUACCUCCCCCUCGCCCUCAACGGGUUCUACUGAUGGUGCCUUCCUCUCGUCAGGUUCUGCUGAUGGUACCUCCCUCCCGCCAGGUUCUGCUGAUGGUACCUCCCCCUCACCAGGUUCUACUGAAGGUACCUCCCCCUCACCACGUCCUGUCAGUGGUUCCUCCCCAUCACAAAGUCCUAACAGUGGUACCUCCCCCUCACCAGGUUCUGCUGAUGGUACCUCCCCUUUGCCAGGCUCUGUUGAUGGUACCUCCCCCUCACCAGGUCCUGUCAGUGGUACCUCCCUCUCACCAGGUUCUACUGAUGGUACCUCCCCCUCGCCAGGUUAUGCUGAUGGUAUCCCCUCACCAGGUCCUGUCAGUGGUAUCUCCCUCUCACCAGGUCUAGUCAGUGGUACCUCCCUCUCACCAGGUUCUGCUGAUGGUACCUCCCCCUCACCAGGUUCUACUGAUGGUACCUCCCCCUCAUCUGGUUCUGCUGAUGGCACCUCGCCCGAUGGUUCUGCUGGUGGUACCUCACCCGGUGGUUCAGCUGAUUGGUUCUACCUGCCAUCUUUCCUCAGCAGCCUCCUUGGUGUGUUAGUCGGGGUCUUUCUCAUCUUGGCUGUUUUGUUUGUGAUCUGGUUUAAAAAGAGGAGUAACAAAACCAGUCCUGCCCCCAUCCCGGCCCCGGACACACACGCCAAAACCAAGGACCGUGGUCAGGUACGAGAUGACGUCAAGGGAACAGGAGCAACAGAGUCUGAUGACGUAGAGCGCGGAUCCAACCCAGCCCACGACCCAGUGCCGUACAUUUUCGACCCGGGACACAGGAUGGCGCGACCUCCCCUUCCCCCAAUACAUGGGGCAACUCCUUAGGCAGAUAACCACAGUGGAACACAUCCACAGCUUCCAAUGUUAAUGAUGGAAUCUAGCCAAACUAUCAUGAAACUCUGAAGAAACAUUCCAGUCAUCUACA
This is a messenger RNA of Branchiostoma floridae (Florida lancelet), 3730 nucleotides long. Its product is annotated as SLIT and NTRK-like protein 3. The record is from RefSeq and is a predicted model, not a curated record. The coding region runs from base 1 to 3630 and encodes 1209 amino acids. The transcript has 4 exons. Gene Ontology annotation, molecular function: protein binding. NCBI's taxonomy places the organism in Eukaryota, Metazoa, Chordata, Leptocardii, Amphioxiformes, Branchiostomatidae. Gene Ontology annotation, cellular component: extracellular matrix.